GGAGAUGGCUUUGCCAUGGCCAAUCACGAAGGCAAAUCCACCAUGCCAUUGCCAAAUACUAGUUUCCUUGACUUCAAAUACAACCUCUCAAAGACAAAGUACCUGAGGAAGCCAACCCUUCUGUUCUCACGGGACAGGCUGAACUCGGGGUCCAAACAUGUUUUCCAGCCAAACGUUGAUGAGAUGAAGCAGGUGUUUAACAAAUUUGAUUCCAAUAAAGAUGGGAAAAUUUCUCAGCAGGAGUACAAAGCCACCCUGAAAUCUCUAGGCAUGGGGAACAUGAUUCAUGAAGUGCCAAAUAUUUUCCGGGUGGUUGAUUUGGAUGAAGAUGGAUUUAUCAAUUUCCAAGAAUUUAUGGAUGCCCAGAACAAAGGUGAUGGGAUUAGGAGUGGGGAUAUCCAAAGUGCAUUUAGGACAUUUGAUAAGAAUGGCGAUGGGAAAAUAAGUGCACAAGAAGUUCUAGAAAUGCUAAUGAGCCUGGGAGAAAGGUGCACCCUUGAGGAUUGCAGGCGAAUGGUCAGAGCAGUGGACACUGAUGGAGAUGGCAUGGUUGAUAUGGACGAGUUCAUGGCCAUGAUGACUCACUCCCUCAAGCAUAUUUGAAUGCCUUUAGCCUUCGGUGUUGUAUCAUUAAGAUCACACUGUUAGAAUGAAUAAAUACUGAUUAAAAAUACUUUCUUUAGUUUCUUCCCAUUUCUUUUUUCAAAUUUUAUUGGCGACAAUACACGCAUUGGCACUGUUAAGGAUCU
This is a messenger RNA of Gastrolobium bilobum, 749 nucleotides long. RefSeq names its product calmodulin-like protein 30. The coding region runs from base 16 to 603 and encodes 195 amino acids. Lineage: Eukaryota; Viridiplantae; Streptophyta; Magnoliopsida; Fabales; Fabaceae. The transcript has 2 exons. The record is from RefSeq and is a predicted model, not a curated record. Gene Ontology annotation, molecular function: calcium ion binding.